Camellia sinensis is the source of this 1479-nucleotide messenger RNA. RefSeq names its product esterase/lipase/thioesterase family protein. The record is from RefSeq and is a predicted model, not a curated record. Gene Ontology annotation, biological process: protein demethylation. Gene Ontology annotation, molecular function: protein methylesterase activity. Lineage: Eukaryota; Viridiplantae; Streptophyta; Magnoliopsida; Ericales; Theaceae.
AGGUUCAGGGUUAUUACGCAAAAUGUGCAAGUGCGACCCUACCGUAUAGCACACACAGGGAGCGAAAGAGGUCGAAUUGAAAUUUCUUUACAAAAGAAAAGAAAGAAUCGAAGAAAUGGAUUCAUCGUCCAACUCUUCAACCAUGGCAUCGCUUCCCGAAGAAGAAGAAGAACAACAGCACACCAAGCAACCGAAUAUCCCUUCUGCCUUUUCCUCUGUUCCUGUUCGCCCUGCUGUUCAGACUUCUUCACAAAAAUACUCACCUUUGGAUUGGUUGGGCUAUUUUGACCAAGAAGAUGAUAUUCACAUUCCAGAUUCGAAUGAUGUUUUUCACAUUUAUAAAGCAGGAUCAGAUGGACCAGUUAUUUUUUGUCUGCAUGGAGGUGGUUAUUCUGGGCUUUCAUUUGCAUUGGCAGCUAGUAAACUUAAGGAAAAGUCAAGGGUAGUAGCCAUGGACCUAAGAGGACAUGGGAAAUCUUCCACGGAAAAUGAACUCGACCUAUCAAUAGAGACUCUAUGCAAUGAUGUGAUUGCUGUUUUGAAGACAAUGUACGGCGAUUCUCCCCCUGCAAUUGUGCUUGUUGGCCACAGCAUGGGAGGCUCAGUUGCGGUUCACGUUGCUGCAAAGAAAGAAUUAUCUAGGUUGUGUGGGCUAAUUGUUGUGGAUGUUGUUGAGGGAACAGCCAUGGCAUCGUUGAUGCACAUGCAGAAAAUUCUAUCAGGCAGAAUGCAAUACUUUUCAACCAUCGAGAAAGCAGUCGAGUGGAAUGUCAAAGGUGGUUCUUUAAGAAACAUUGAGUCUGCUCGUGUAUCCAUCCCUAGCACAUUAAAGUUUGAUGAUUCGAAAAAAUGUUAUAUUCACCGGGCACGGCUGGAAGAAACAGAACAAUAUUGGAGAGGCUGGUAUGAAGGCCUUUCAGAAAGGUUUCUGUCAUGUCCUACUCCAAAGCUCUUGCUCCUAGCUGGAACAGACAGACUGGACAGAACUCUCACAAUUGGUCAAAUGCAAGGCAAGUUUCAAAUGGUAGUUGUCCGACACACUGGACAUGCCAUACAGGAAGAUGUACCUGAGGAAUUCGCCACUCUCGUACUCAAUUUUAUAUCUCACAAUCGAAUAGGACCCCAUGGCGUCGAGAUACCUGGGAUUCGUCGACCAGCGCAGUUGCAAUCCUAAAUCAGAUGGCAUCAAGCUUAAAGAUGACAAGCCCCACCAUGGUGAUAGUUUGUUUAUUUUUUUUAUUUUUUUUUUGUUUGGGUUCUCUUUGGCAAGUCAACAAAUAUGCAGCAAUCAGUGAUAUUUUGAUAAGCUUCAGUAGAUGUAUUAUGUGGCAUUCUUCACCAGAGGAGGAUGUUUAAAUUUUUUUGUUGAGAUGAAAUGUUUUGGAAUUUUUUGUUAACUAAUCAUUGUGUUUGUCUGCUGAUCACAGUUUUAUCAUUUGGGGCUAAAGUAAAUUUAUGCUUAAAGGUUGACUUAUAAUU